Molecule: messenger RNA, 621 nt
Organism: Mya arenaria
Lineage: Eukaryota; Metazoa; Mollusca; Bivalvia; Myida; Myidae
Product: acetylcholine receptor subunit alpha-1-B-like
Exons: 3
Coding region: 1-621 (206 amino acids)
Biological process (GO): monoatomic ion transmembrane transport
Cellular component (GO): membrane
Molecular function (GO): transmembrane signaling receptor activity; extracellular ligand-gated monoatomic ion channel activity
Source: RefSeq, a predicted model, not a curated record
AUGUCGAACUAUAGCAAAUACGUCCCACCUUAUUAUCCAAAUGAAGGAUACGAACGAGAUGAGAGCUUUGCCCUGAGAAUUCGCAUGAAUGCUAAAGUGCUGGUUGAAAUAGACGAUGUAAAUGGACGGAUGACUACGGUUUUGGGAUUUCUUGUCGAAUGGAAAGACUCGAAUUUGGUAUGGGUUGGAAAGAACACGUUUGUUUAUUCCGUCAUCCUUGACUCCGAUAUGAUUUGGAAACCGCACAUUGAGGUUGGAAAUCCACAAGUUGGGAGACAAUCGAUGGCCGAUAACAUAUUAGAUAAAAAUAAAAAGAUUCUGCUUGACUUCAGAGGGCAAGUGACUUGGAGCUUUGUUUGGACAGUGGACACAAGGUGCAACAUCGAUAUCACAUACUUUCCCUUUGACCGGCAGCAUUGUCUGCGUUUGAAACCGGAAAUGGCCAAGAAAAUUAAACUGAUACAAAUAAUAAAGAAGCGGUACCAUUACGUCUUCAAGGUCCUCAAAAAGAGAUUCCAGAACAUCUUCAAUGUCCUCAAGAAGCGAAACCAGUACGUUUUCAAUGUCUUAGAGAAGCGGUACCAGAAACUCUGCAAGGCCCUCAAGAAGCGGUACCAGUAA